Molecule: messenger RNA, 264 nt
Organism: Perkinsus marinus ATCC 50983
Lineage: Eukaryota; Perkinsozoa; Perkinsida; Perkinsidae
Exons: 2
Coding region: 1-264 (87 amino acids)
Source: RefSeq, a predicted model, not a curated record
AUGCUUCAUCUUUCCCUCCUCCUCCUUCUUCCCAUCAUAGAGGCAUCUUCGGUAUGGGACCCGGCUCCCUGUCUUGAUAAGUGUCCGGAGCUCUCCGAGCCAGUGGCUCUAUUGGAGGCGUUGGUGUUCUCUCCACCAUUGACCGAAGCAGCCCUCUCGGGAGGCUCUAAGGCAGGGUAUGAGGCUCUUCGGGACGAUCAGCAGUACUCCUGUGUAGCGGAGAAGCUGUGUGGUACAUGCAGAGAGGUAGCGUGCGCGAAUUGA